CAUGUAUUCAAGAUCAAGAUGGCAGCCUCCGUGUGUCGGUGCUAUGAGCUGGUCGGAAGACGUCUUCUACUCCUGCCAUCCCGUGCUGUCUUCUCCUCAUUCAGUAGAGGAGAUGCCUACAGAAUUGGUUGGUCUCCGGCUGUCCCUGUGCAGGUGCGGUAUGCGUCAGAACGACCUAGUCGUAAAGGCUUCUUCGGGGGGUUUGUGGAGAACCUGAGGCAGGAAUUUGGGAAGGACAAGGAGAUGAAGGAGAACAUCAAGAAGUUUAGAGAGGAGGCAAAGAGGCUAGAGGAGUCGGAUGCCCUGCAACAGGCUCGGAGGAAAUUUAAAACAAUUGAAUCAGAGACGGUAAAGACCUCUGAGGUGUUCAAGAAGACCCUGGGGACUCUGUCAGAGACUGUGAAGGAGGGCUUUGAGGAAGUGACCCGUACAGACCUGGGGAAGAAGAUCAAGGAGGGGGUGGAGGAGGCAGCCAAGACGGCCAGGCACUCUGCUGAGUCUGUAUCCAAGGGAGGAGAGAAGCUGGGAGCGACCAGCGCCUUCAGGGCCAUCUCACAGGGAAUGGAGUCAGUGAAGAGAGAGAUUGAUGUGGUAGACGAUGGUACCUAUAGGGCUCCUUCUCAACUCAGGAAGAGAAGUGAAUUCUCCUUCAAGGGAGGGGAGAGUGACAACCGUGUCUUUGAGGCCAAUGAAGAGGACAUAGGUGUUGUUCUGCACAAGGAUUCUAAGUGGUACGCACAGUGGAAGGACUUCAAGGACAACAAUAUGGUUUUCAACAGGUUCUUUGAGAUGAAAAUGAAAUAUGACGAGAGUGACAACGCCCUUGUCAGAGCAUCUCGAGCCGUGACCGACAGAGUCACCGAUCUACUAGGUGGUCUCUUCUCGAAGACUGAGAUGUCUCAGGUGCUGACCGAGAUCUUAAAGGCAGACCCCAGCUUCGACAAGGACUCCUUUCUCAAACAGUGUGAGAAGGACAUCAUCCCCAACAUCCUAGAGGCUAUGAUCCGUGGAGAGCUGGAGGUCCUGAAGGACUGGUGUUAUGAAGCUACAUACAGUCAGCUGGCCCACCCUAUCCAACAGGCCAGGGCCCUGGGUCUAAUGUUCCAGUCCAAGGUCCUAGAUAUAGACAACAUAGAUUUGGCGAUGGGGAAGCUCAUGGAUCAAGGCCCUGUGCUGAUCAUCACGUUCCAGGCCCAGGUGGUCAUGGUGAUUCGUAGUCCCAAGGGAGACCUGGUGGAAGGGGAUCCAGAGAAGGUGUUGAGGAUGAUGUAUGUGUGGGCUCUGUGUCGGGACCAGGAGGAGCUCAACCCCAAAGCUGCCUGGAGACUACUGGACAUCUCUGCCUCCAGCACUGAGCAGGCUCUCUGAGAGACCAGGGAAGGAGAAGAGACAGAGGGACACUCUUAGAACACACACACACACUCAACCCAGUACACACACACACACACAACUGAGUGUAUAUAUACACACACA
This is a messenger RNA of Salvelinus namaycush (lake trout), 1473 nucleotides long. Its product is annotated as mitochondrial import inner membrane translocase subunit TIM44-like. The record is from RefSeq and is a predicted model, not a curated record. Gene Ontology annotation, molecular function: protein-folding chaperone binding. The transcript is spliced from 13 exons. The coding region runs from base 19 to 1368 and encodes 449 amino acids. Gene Ontology annotation, biological process: protein import into mitochondrial matrix. Lineage: Eukaryota; Metazoa; Chordata; Actinopteri; Salmoniformes; Salmonidae. Gene Ontology annotation, cellular component: mitochondrial inner membrane.